GCUGUGUCUCGCCGCCGCCCCGCCAUGCUGCUGGGCCCCUGGCUGGUGGCGGCGGCGGCGGCGGCGGUGGCGGCGGGCGCCGGGGCGGGCUGCCCGGUGCUGUGCACGUGCCGCGGGCAGGCUGUGGACUGCAGCGGGCAGCGCCUCUUCUCGGUGCCGCCGGAGCUGCCGCUGGACACCGGGAACCUGAGCCUGGCGCACAACCGCAUCGCCAGCAUCCCCCCGGGGUACCUGUCCUGCUACGGGCAGCUCCGCGCCCUCGACCUGCGCAACAACUCCCUGGCGGCGCUGCCGGCCGGGCUCUUCCUGGGCGCCCGGCGCCUGGCGCACCUCGACCUCAGCUACAACAACUUCAGCCUGGUGCCCGCGGACACGUUCCUGGAGGCCAGCGGGCUCCUGCGCCUCGACCUCAGCCACAACCCGGGGCUGCGCCGCGUCCACCCCGACGCCUUCCGCGGGCUGGCGCAGCUGCGGGAGCUGGACCUCAGCUUCGGGGCGCUGCCGGCGCUCAGCCUGGAGGCGCUGGAGGGGCUGCCGGGGCUGGUGGCCCUGCGCCUGGGGGGCAACCCCUGGGUGUGCGGCUGCGCCAUGGAGCCCUUCCUCAAGUGGCUGCGGGGCCGCAUCCAGCGCUGCGCUGCCGAGUCGCAGCUGGCCGAGUGCCGGGCCCCCCCUGAGGUGGCCGGAGCCCCCCUGCUCUCGCUGACGGACGAGAGCUUCCAGGCCUGCCACCUCACGCUCACGCUGGAUGAUUAUCUCUUCAUCGCCUUCGUCGGCUUCGUCGUCUCCAUCGCCUCGGUGGCCACCAACUUCCUGCUGGGCAUCACCGCCAACUGCUGCCACCGCUGGAGCAAGGCCAGCGAGGACGAGGACGUUUAGGGCCGGUGAAGGCAGCGGCACAGGGUCCUUGGGGGUCCCAUGGGAGCCUCCACACUGUGCCAGGCAGUGGGACCAGGGGCUGUGACUGGGGAGCAGCCCCCCCUGCUUGGGAGAGAGACCCCAGAAGUGGUGUGUGCCUUGGGGGGACACCAACCACCCUCCAUGGGGGACAUCCAAGGAAACCCCCGCUUCCAGCCCAAAAGCAUCAUCAGUGGAGCCCCCCCGAAUCCUGCCUGGCCCCAGGACCUGGAGCCGUCACCCAGCUCAGCACUGCCGCU
Molecule: messenger RNA, 1154 nt
Organism: Neopsephotus bourkii (Bourke's parrot)
Lineage: Eukaryota; Metazoa; Chordata; Aves; Psittaciformes; Psittacidae
Gene: LRRC55
Product: leucine rich repeat containing 55
Exons: 3
Coding region: 25-876 (283 amino acids)
Cellular component (GO): voltage-gated potassium channel complex
Molecular function (GO): voltage-gated potassium channel activity; potassium channel activator activity; transmembrane transporter binding
Source: RefSeq, a predicted model, not a curated record